GUCUUUAGGAGGACUGCCACUACCAGGAGAUCCUGUGAGCGGUGUAGGAAGGAUGUAUUGUUCAGUAAAGGAUCUCGAGAGUGGCUGUCCUCAUGUAGACCAGGCACCAGAUUCAAGGAAUCAAUCAAUAUUUUGCGACAUGCCCAUUUGACUUUGCAUUUUGCUGAAACAUGAUUUUAUGUCAUCAUUCUUGCGUAGCCUGGAAGCAUUUGUAACAAACAGUUUAGUGUUUGUUUUGUUUAACGACACCACUUAAUCACAUUGAUGCAUUAAUCAAAGUCUAAUGAAUGUCUACGUUUUUCCAAUAGUAGCAAGGGAUCUUUUAUAUGCACCAUCCCAUACACAGGAUAGCACAUACCACGGCCUUUGAUAUACCAGUCGUGGUGCUCUGUCUGGAAAGAGAAAUAGCUCAAUGGUCCCACCGACGGAGAAUGAUCCCAGACCAAAGGUGUAUUAGUGAAUAUGACAAAAAGAAAGGUCUACCAUUGUGUAUAAUGAACAACAUCAUAUCUGCAGUUUCCCAUGACAAGCGAGUUGAUAUAUUUAACAACGUCAGUAGGCUCCAAUCAGUGCUGCCAAGUGUUCAGUUACCAGUGCGACUUCAAACGGUUCUGUGAUCUUCCGUUCGCUAAACUCGAAUCCACAGGAGCCUGCACACCAGGGACGUAUGGUUUGGACUGCAGCUACACCUGUCACUGUACUACUAACUGCAAUGGUGUCACAGGCUGUUCCGGCAGAUGUCAAAGAGGAUGGUCUGGACCCAAAUGCAAUAAGGAAAACAUAGCUUUGGAUAAAGGAACCAGCCAGAGUUCUUACUGGAAAACUCGGGUAAAAUCGUCACGUGCUGUAGAUGGGAGUCUCCAGACGCGUUUUGGUGACCAUUCGUGUAUCCACACAGCAAUUGGACGUCCGUUCACCUGGUGGCAGGUAGACCUGGGCAGUGAAUUAUACAUACACAAGUUAGCCAUUCAUUUAAGGACAGACUCCAAAAGUCGCAGAAAAGGCGUUACUGUGUACAGCUCAGUUGCUGAAAACCAAACAAACACUGGUCACCUGUGUGGUUCAACCACAUCAACCAGUCCAGAUGUGACGUGGAUGACAUGUGACGAUACAGCUAGAUACAUCACACUCUACCGAAAUGACAGCAGCAACAGAGACACGGCGAUGACCUUCUGUGAAGUCCAAGUAUUUGUCUGUGUUGCUGGCACUUUCGGUGAUGACUGCAGUCAGUUCUGUCACUGUCGAGAUGGACCGUGUAACUAUGUAACUGGAGAAUGUUCGGGAGGAUGUAAACCAAACUGGACUGGACAGACGUGCAGUGUCUGUGUUGCUGGCAGUUUCGGUGAUGACUGCAGUCAGUUAUGUCACUGUCGAGAUGGACCGUGUAACUAUGUAACUGGAGAAUGUUCGGGAGGAUGUAACCCAAACUGGACUGGACAGACGUGCAGUGUCUGUGUUGCUGGCACUUUCGGUGAUGACUGCAGUCAGUUCUGUCACUGUCGAGAUGGACCGUGUAACUGUGUAACUGGAGAAUGUUCGGGAGGAUGUAACCCAAACUGGACUGGACAGACGUGCAGUGAGUGUGAUUCUGAACAUUAUGGUCCUCUGUGCGAAAAACCUUGUUCCGACAGACACUGUGAUGAAUCACGUGGUAAAUCAUCAUGCAACAAAACGAGUGGACGGUGUGAUAACGGAUGCACAGCAGGAUGGAAUGAACCAGAUUGUACAAAGGGUUGUGAUUCAAAGCAUUACGGUGUGAAUUGUGAAUCGUUGUGUGAAGACAGACACUGCAAUGGUGAACAACUCUGUCACCAUGAACUAGGAUAUUGUAAUGGCGGAUGUCUCACAGGGUGGACUGGACUUACCUGUGUUGAAGCUGUCACUGGUCCCGAAGACAACAGGGAUUCUAUCACCAUCAUUGCUGUUUCCGUGGUCGCAGCUAUUCUUUUUGUGCUACUUAUUGCCAGUGUUUUGUGGCACUUUAGAAGUAGGAAUUCUCAACGCAAAAACGUCGCUCGUCCAUUCAUUUCUUGCACGUCACGUGAUCGAACGGAAGCAGAGGCGAAUGGCCUUGACAGUGGGAGUGACUAUGUUAAUGCAGGCCAAACCAAUGAAUAUGAACAGCUCGAUGUAUUGAACUCGCCACAGAAUGAUUAUGAUAAAAUAACAGGCGUUUAGAUUGUUAUUGUUGUUGUUGUUGUUGUUGUUGUCAAACAUUGGCCAAAUUGAUGAGAUUAUUCUGGCGAGCGCUAGACAAAAAAAUAUUACUAUAAAAUAUUCAAAGGCUUAUUAGAUAUUAUACGGUAACGCCAGAUCAAUCAUAUAAGAAAUAUAUGAUUGUGUCCAUUUUUGGCCACAAAAUGGCCAACAUGGCAACUUUGUCUUAAGUAGGGCCAAUAUGACUGCUAUUUGUGGAAUCAGCACCAAUGUGUACAUAAAGUAGGCUUUUCAAACUUUCCUUACCUAAAAGUCUGAUUAAAAUCACAUACCUCUUAAUCUGUAUUUUUGUGCAUAAAAUAUCUAUGGCUGUACAUUAAAUGUGUUACUGAUCGUCCCAGUGUUUGUAUUAGAGUCAAAUUUCAGUUUGUGUCCUAACAUACGAAAUUAUUGAACUGAACGGGGUUGACUUUUGGUUGCGUCUUUAUCUCAGUUUUAGGGUUAAUAUUCAAAUUCCUCUAAAUCAGACACCCUAAGGACCAAGUAAACAGUCCGGUUUUAAGAGGUAUCUGCACAUAUAAUUAAAAAGGGGCCAUGAAAAACGUCCGGUUUUGAGUGAAUUCCGGUUUACAGAGGGUCCGGUUUUGAGAGGUUUCACUGUAAUUGAAAACAUCUUACAAUGUCUUAGAGUACACAGGACAGUAUUUUUAAUACUUAAUCACACUAUAGGUAGUACUAUACCAAAUAACUUCCGGCUGGGUCAAAGUUCGAGGUGCACCAAACUUUUGAUAGAGA
Molecule: messenger RNA, 2952 nt
Organism: Gigantopelta aegis
Lineage: Eukaryota; Metazoa; Mollusca; Gastropoda; Neomphalida; Peltospiridae
Product: multiple epidermal growth factor-like domains protein 11
Exons: 13
Coding region: 523-2178 (551 amino acids)
Molecular function (GO): scavenger receptor activity
Source: RefSeq, a predicted model, not a curated record